Molecule: messenger RNA, 7276 nt
Organism: Sturnus vulgaris (Common starling)
Lineage: Eukaryota; Metazoa; Chordata; Aves; Passeriformes; Sturnidae
Source: RefSeq, a predicted model, not a curated record
GCUUCAGGUGCCUCUGCGCAGGACCGAAGCACGGACUGUGCCGCGGCCAAACAACGAGAGCGAAAUAGUUGGUUCGGGUUUUUGCCCUGUUCUGUGCGGAAUAAUGAGCGGCAGCCCGCGGAGCUGCUCGUAACUAUGAGAGGGACGUGAGACUGGGCUUAUUGUUAGAGCGAGCUAGGAAAUGGUUUGUUUUGAAUUGUGCCUUUAACGGCACAACAAGUCUGUGGUUCCUGUGCUGUGCAUCAGAGUCGUCUUUUUGAAGAGAGCAAUAUCAAAUACAGUUUUGUUAAGUGGGCCUUGGAGUUAUUUUAGUUUCUGUAGUUGAAGAGCCUGGUACAUCGAAUCUAGAAGAGUCGGGAUUGCCUUCAGAAGUGUGAAUUAAAAACACUUCUAGGAAUGGCUUUAAGAAAAAUAUUUUCCUUUUACGUUCCGGAUCACAGAAUCGCUAAGGUUAGAAAAGAUCUCUAAGAUCAUUGAGUUCAUUAACCUAGGACUGCCAAGGCUAUCACCAGCCCACAUCCUCAAGUGCCACGUUUAUACCUAUUGAACUUUUGCAAAGACUGAACUCAUGUUUCAAUUACUGAUGGAAAGGGUUUAAUUUAAAACAUCUUAGCAUGUGGUGUCUUUCAUUCUGAAACCCUGUUCUGUUCUGACUUCGUCUAUUUCUGUUAACCUGAAUAGGAUCCGUAUCUAACAAAGAGUUCAAUCAGGGAAUUUAACGGAACCCUCAUGUUCUUAGGUUACUUUUCUCAUAUAUCUUAAUUCUAAUAAAUGUGACUUCAUAGCUAGCUCUUCUACAAGAGCAAAAUGUUUUCUGCAAAUAAUGUAAUUAUUCUUCUCUGUGCAGUUGUAAUUAAAUUAUCUUGGGACACUAUGUAUACAAUAUUUGUUUAAAUGACUAUUAAUGGUUAAGUCCUUCAUGCUGAAUGAGUUAAUAUUUCAAACAUAUAAAUGUAUCCCUUAUCAAAUGUUUUCCCAGUCAUUCUCAUGUGUAGAGUUAUGCUUUGGAUGACACCUUCUUCCCAUUGUUGCUUUAUUUUUUUGGAUUGCCUGUGGUGUGCUAUGUGUCUUGUUUGUGGCAUAUCUCUGCCUUUGCAAUUCUUUGUGUAAGAAAUUUUCUUUUUAGCAAGUCCUUCAGUAGUUUGAGUUUUCUCCUACUUAGGAUUAAAAAAAAAAAUCUAAACUGAAACCCUUUUAAACUUGGCUGUGGUUGUCUCAUGUGCUAGGCCUGCUGUACAGAUUGCUUUCUCAAGGCUUCUUUUGAAGCACAGUGACUGCUUCCUAUAAACAGACUUUAAUUUAUGUGGCUUUCACUAUCUGCUUUAGCCGUAUUACCAGUAUCCCACUGCUAGAAGAGUGGUUAGUGCUGCCCUGCACACAGAUUACAACUGUGAUAAGUCAUUUGCGUGCUCUUAGCUGGAUCAGCAAACUGUAAAUUCCUUAUAUUGUCUCUCGUUUCUGUUUGUGCUAUUGACCUACUCAGGCAGUCACCUGACAGCGAUGACAUAAGUUGACUGUGCAGUGUUUGGAGUGCUCAUUAGCACAGUGCCUACAUAGCCUGGGAACUGCUGGCCUCUGACAGACCAGGAGAUGUUAUCAGUGUUCAGCAUCUGUUUUGUUUUCAGGCAAACUAAAAAGGUUUGCUUUGCAGCACAGCAGGAGACUGGCGUGCUCUGACAUGUAAUGUCUCUGAAAUGCACUCUGAGGAUUAAGGAUGCAGUUGGGUGUUCUCUGUGCAGAAUUUAGCUUCAGUAUCAGAUUGUGGGUUUGGUAGUUUCCAUUGAGGCUAUUCUGGUACAGUGAGGAAGUACCUAAUUAGCUUUGAUCAGGACACCAGUCAAGAAGGUCUUUGCCUAAAGGCAUAAUUCUGCAGAGCUUGAAAGAGUCGACAGGGGUCCCUGAAUAGGGUGGCAGCAUUUUACUUGGUAUUUGACUUAAAGCCAGAUGUCAUCCUGCAAGAUUUUUGCUGAAAACUGAACUGCAAAUUUAUUAUAUCUAUUUACUGUUGGACAGAACAAGUGUUUUCCAAGACUGCUUGCUUUGUUGCUUGCUGUAUUGGACUGACCACUAGACCUUCCAAGACCAUUAACUUACUCUCAUUCCCUACCUUUUGAGUGUGAUUUUCUGCAUGGAUGUCAUAAAGAGUACACCUGGUAUAAUGUAGAAAGUGCUUGUGUUUUGUGGAGAACUGUUUGAAUGUCGUCCCUCAUUAGAAGUGUGAUGGAGUAGAAGCCAUUAGUGGAACAGAACUGCUUUUUGCUGUGUUGAAUGGAACUUGAACUGCGCAGCUCCUUAGAAAAAGGGGCCUGUAGUGCAGCCAGGCAUUUGCUCCAAAUAACACUUUGCUUUAUGGCUGGACUUGUUGAAUAAUAAAUUAACUCUGAUCCUGUUGUAAGCUGCUAAUUGUUCUGCUCUUUUCACCUGCAGGCUGUGACUGUUUCUCUUCUGUCAUUUGUGUGGAAAGUGCCACACACACUCCAGAACAACAACGGCUUUUGCUUGCAUAUUCCAGUGUUUCUUUUGUCAGCGAGUUCAGCAAAGUUGUAAUUCUUCAAGUGCCAGCCCUGAGCUGAGUGAGGAGCCACCAGCAGAGAUGGUAAAAAUGACAAAAUCAAAAACGUUCCAGGCUUACCUGCCAAACUGUCAUCGAACCUACAGCUGUAUCCACUGCAGAGCCCAUCUCGCCAAUCACGAUGAAUUGAUCUCCAAGUCCUUCCAGGGAAGCCAGGGACGAGCCUACCUCUUCAAUUCUGUGGUAAAUGUGGGCUGUGGUCCAGCAGAGGAGAGAGUUCUUCUGACAGGUUUACAUGCUGUAGCAGAUAUCUAUUGUGAAAACUGUAAAACCACUCUUGGAUGGAAAUAUGAACAUGCUUUUGAGAGCAGUCAGAAAUACAAAGAAGGAAAAUUUAUCAUUGAACUUGCCCACAUGAUAAAAGACAAUGGCUGGGAGUGAACCACAACUUUUUUCCUUCUGUUUGGACUAUAUUCUGUGGAACAGGCUUUACAAAGACUAAUGCAAAGUAAAGGAAGAGCUUGGCUAGAGUGGCCCUGAGAAUAUCACUGAACUCUGAAACCUCACAAAUGAGUAGUGUAGUGUAAGUGGCUAUUUCAGGCCAUGUUUGCCUUUUUCUCCUUGUGUAAGUUCCCUCUUUUUGUACGUGUAUUAUUGUGUGAACAGUUGUUUUGGAACAUUUUGGAUGACCUUUUUCUAAACUCUCUCAGACUAGAGAAACAGUUCACUAAUUGAAAACAGAUUUUACUGGUUAGCAUCUCUCUCUGACCUAUGCCUUUAAUGCUACUUCUGCUGUGCAUGCUUCUUGCCUAAACACCUACACUCCAGUCCUGUAGAAGUUCUGUACCUGAGCAGUCUGAAAGAAUGUAUGGGAUGGGGUGCUUUUUUAUAUGUAGCAAUUUCUGAUGUGUUUGGCAGUGAAGAGGAUGCAGUAUUGUAGUUAUUAAUUUCUUUUUUCAAUUUGAGUGUACCACAACCUAUGUACAUCUUGUAGGUGAAUUGGUUAAAGGUACAGUGCUCACUUCAAAAAAUAUUUCAAUUGCACUGACUGAAGUUAGCAGGUCUCAAGUUGUUAGGAAAGGUUAUGCCAGAGGUUUGGUAUCUUAAUGAGAAAACAUAGAAAGAUUUUUAAAUCAAUAAUGCUCUAGAAUAUGUUCCUUUAAGACCAACAUAUUCCUGCAGGAGUUUGCUGGAUAAAAAAACUUAAACUAUAGCUUGCAAGAUUAAAAAGACAGAAAAAUAUAUGCAUCUUCUAUUUUGGAAAAAAAAAAUUAGUUGGUAUAUUAGGAAAAAACAAAGUUUUGGUACUGUACCUUUGCCAGUAACAGGGACUUGUGCAUCAGUAAAUUUUUAUGGCUGGUUCCAUUUACAUGUAUAGUCCUAAUGCACUGGACAAAGAGGUUGUUGUCAAGGAAACUUGUUGAAGUCUUCUGCUACAUUUGAACAAAAAUAUUUAUUUUUGUGAGAAAUGUCCAGAGCCUAUGACAUGAAAAUUAAUAUAGUACCUGUAGGAAAAGGAGGAGUAAUAAGAGGGAAGGGAAUUUUGACUUGUUUUUUUCAUAAAAUAAAAUAGCAAGAUAGUUUUUAAAAUUCAGGGGUGGGGAAAAGGGUUUCCUGGUUUGCUGGCUAAAUCAUCCCCAAGUAUCUUUUUAUAAUAAAAAUUUCUAUGAAACUCACCUUCUCUUUUGUUCUCAUGCUGUUUCUUUAAUGGAAUCAGUUAAUGAGAGAAACUUCUGGAAAGUAUAUGCACAAUAUGAGCUGUUGGUAUCUGUGUAUGCAAACUGAGCAACUGUGAAAGAAACGCUCUACAUAAAUUUGCUAACUUAAUUUUCAAAUUAAGCAGUCUCUACAGACUUUUUGUAUGUUUAUCCUUUUAAUGAUUGAGGACAAACUGAAAAAAAAACCCUUUAACACUACGUAAGUCCUAUAACUGAACAAUACAGAAGCCUUGCAAUACGAAAUCCCUUUCUCUCAAUAACAAUUCUAAUAUGGCACCUGUGAAAUUAAUCACAAGUGCUGCUGCUGCUGUUCUGUUUUUGGGAAUCUCUCAUAGGCUUUCUGAACUCUGCUGCACUUUAGAAAUUGUCAGACAUAAAAAAGUAUGCCAAUGGGUAGGGGCAAUAUGAAUCUUGAAAACCAGCUUUCCAGUGUUUUUGUGGGGAGGAGGAGUGAGAAGAGCAUUCUCCCAGGUGUACACAUUCUCUGUGAUACAGGCUGGCUAAACUGCCUGACAGAUGUUGUCAUGAUUGAUACCCAUGAAUUAAAAAUAAGAAUUGGAGAAGUAGUUCAAGCUGUUGGGUUUCAGUCCAGAGGCCUGGGGUGGUACAGUUAUGUAAACCUGGAUUUUGUAGCUUACACGUUGCUACUUUGUGUUCACGUCAGGUCUCAUUUUUAACAAUGUCAUUGAUGCAAGAUGGGCUUGGGUGUUGCCUGUCUCAUGUUCUCUUUGACCUGGAAUUCUUGGGAUUUUUUCCACCAUUGCAAUGUAUGUUGCCAACAAGGAAGGCACUAGAACUUCUAUCAGCAAAAAGUUUGUGUUGGCUUCUAAGUCCUGUUGCAAUGUUGAUACUUGUGACCAGCUUGUGUGAGGUUUGUGUGUCUUUGGGCUUUUCUUAUUUCCUGGCUACAGACUUGCUGAGGCAGUACACUGGACUGAAGGCAAAAGUAAUGGCUGCUUUUCCAGAGAGAGUUGAAAUUAAAGAAAAUAUGUAAAGUAUUAAAGAUUUUUCUCCCCAAAACUGGGGGUUUGGUUAGCUUUUGUUAGUAAGCUAAUACUGUCUGUAACACAGUCUUAUUCUUAGAAAUUCAACCUCUUUCUUCAGUGCAUUAUUUAUAUUUCAAACUGGACAUUUUCACCAAAACCUUAAUUAACUUUGAUGCCAAAGGUUGGGACUUCAAGUGCUUCGCACAUAGAGCUUCAGACUACUGGCAUAAAGAGUUAAUGACCUAUAUGUGAUCUUUAUGGCUUUUAAGAGAACCAAACAAAGCAAUAUUCUUUUUGGUCUUUUAUUAAGAGUGGAUGCUUAGAAGGAGUAAAGGGUAGAACUAGUGCAGAAUCAUUAUUUUAUGCUGCCAUGUAACAAUUCUUGUGGCUUGUUCUUCUGAGGGAAUAUGUGAAUUUUCUUCCCAUGUUGUUUGGCAGCAUCAAUGAUUAUUUUCUUCCCUCAUAAAGAUAUAGAGAAUUCUUGUUAUUGGUUUUGGUGAAAGUUGAAUCCAGAUAGCAAUGACUGCUGGCUGAUGUGAAGAGGUCAGUCUGGUCACUGAACCCUCCAGCAGUCAUUUGAAAGAAAAAUAAACUUACUUGAAAAAAAAAUUUUACUAAAGCAUUUUCCCUCUAACCAAUUUUUGUAAUAUAUUAAAGAUUAUAUUUAAAGUUUGUAUGUGUUUGCUCUGGGCAAGUUUACUUCCCCUUCAACUUGAGCACUUUUGUUACUUGUACUGGUUAUUUUUGGUCUUAACAUUUAUUUUGUAUUUUGUUUUUUAUAAAUUGUAACAAAAGCUUUUGUGAACCUUUGUUUCUUGCUGGCUCUUUCUUGGACCAAAUGAACUGACUAUGAGCUGGCUUAGAAGAAAUGUUCAUUGGGAUGCAUAGGAAUUUGCUAGCAAAAAUGUACAUGUAUUGAAAGUUUUUUUCCACUGAACCUCUAAAGCCACAUCUGUCCUAAAGUAAUUAAUCAUAAUUUGGUGUGACUUUAGUAAUCUGACCACACAUUCUGUAUCUAGGUCCAAAAUAAUGGUUCUAACAGUGGUUUUCCAGGACUGAGUCUGCCUCCAAACCCUAGAGUUCUUCUUUGGCUGGUUACUUUAAGUACCUUUUUGAUUACUAAAAGGCAAUGCUGCCGUAUAUAAAAAUCCUGUCACGUUGCAAACUUGCUGUGAAAUCAGCUGCAGAAUUUGGUGAGGGAUUGCUGACUGCUCAGCCUAACCACUCCUGCUGUAUGUUUUUAGCAGCCUGGUAAUCUUAAUUUUAUCAGCCAGUUAAAAGGGCCAGGAUCUGAAUUUCCCUUGUUGGUUGUAAGCUGUACAAUGCAAACUGUGAAGGAAAAUUGUUACAGCUCCAUCCUAAUGUCCCAGUACAAAGCCCAGGAUAAUGACCAGUGUGGGUGGUGUGCCGGUGUGCUUGCAGUCCUGGGGAGAGUAGGGAGAAUAUGGGUCAUGACAUUUCUUUGAGUUAAAAACUGACCUCAGAGGUUCUGAGCGAGUCCCCACUGCACCCAUAACCAAAGGCUGUGUGUAUUUCCUGCUGGUGGAUCCGUGCAAGAGUUCCCCAAUGGCUGGGGGCCAUGCACUUCCCUCCAAGUGCUGCUCACAGGGCUCCUCCUGCCCGCUCAUCUCAGCCAGAUUGCAGCAGCAGCGACCUCCAGACUCACAGACCAAACUUCAGUCAUCUCUAGCCUUGGAUACUGGCCAUGAGAGGAAGAAGCUGUCAAAUUAUUGUUCAACUUCUUGGACACUUGAUUGGACUUCACUGAGACUCAUGUUAAGCCAACCAGCAGUAUAAACACUUACUGGAAAAGGAACAGAUGCUUCAGAGGUUUCUUUUAAAAGGACUGUUACAAGUGGUUUAAGGUCUAAAGCAUGAGUCAUAAAUGGCAGUUGAGUUGUGCCUCAUUGUUUCUUAAACUCUUUAAAAUGCUUUCUUUUACAGGUGACAUGGCUGUGUUGCUGUUUUGUCCUUGCAAUACUGUACAUCUUUUGUUGUUUCACUAUAUUGUAUCUAUUCGAGGUAUCACAAUAAAAGCUUUCAAUUGUUUUGUUGGGUUA